This is a messenger RNA of Punica granatum (pomegranate), 853 nucleotides long. Lineage: Eukaryota; Viridiplantae; Streptophyta; Magnoliopsida; Myrtales; Lythraceae. The record is from RefSeq and is a predicted model, not a curated record.
AAACGGAAGAAGACGUGAAAGCAGGAACAAAGUACUUGGUAAUACUCCCGGUGCAUUGCUCGCCAGAGAAGCAUUUAGGAGGACACGCCAUAUAAUGUCUUUGGGGGUGCACUGCACCAGGAGCAUGGUAUAAUUAGUAAGAACCUUUUGACCCUGGCCGUCUGUGAGCCUCGCUCUCUCCUCCUCCUCCAUCGGAACAAACCGGAGAGGAAGAACAAGAAAUCCCUAAAUCGACCAAAUCGGCGAUCGAAACCUGUCGCUCGAUCAAAUCCCUCUUCCGACCUCCAAUGGAAAACCUAAGCGCAUACAUAUCGUACGAGAGGCUGAACGGAAUGGCGAACUGGGUGGGCACCAGCGUCGCGUCCGCCUUUUUCGCCUCCCUCGAGCGCUGCUCCUGCAUCAACCUCUCCACCUCCGAAGACGACUCAGACGAUCCCUGCGAGUCCAACGACCUCCCCCUCAUGUCCGGCAGCUCCAACUCCACCGCAACCGCCACCGCCACCGCCACCGAACCCCGCGACGUCUCCAACCUCCCCGUCUAAGCACUCCCCUCCCUCCCUCCAAUUUCGUCCCCUUGGUACAGCUCUUCUCCUGGUAGUUUUGGUGCUGAGUUUCGUCUUUGUUCGAUCCCCUCUGUGUUCCAGUAGGCUCUGUCGCUGGUUCUGUUUCGUGGUGUACGAAAUCGUUGGGCUUGUGACUGUCUUUCUGUUUGGACAAACUGUUAAGAGUCUUCGUCUCCAUCAAUCUCAUGCAGCGAUCGUUGUUUCUUGAUGUGAAAGUCGACUCUUUGAUGCACUCUCUGUUUCAAAUUUCACCAUGAAUGAAAACCUAUCACCUGUUUAAAAUGGGGAAA